AUCACGCACUAGCAAAGUUGUAGGAAGAAGGACGGAUAAGAAAAAACACGUAAAAUCGUCUAGUUUCAAAUUUCAAGUAUGAAAUCUUUUUUAACUUGUUUGGCUUUCCUCUUCGUCACCCACGGCGUCUGGGGCCAGACGAAUUGUGCCAGCAAAAUUGUGCCACUUGCGACGGGAGAAACAUGGGUUCUGAACCCGGGCUGUCCGGGGAGAACAUGGUACAACAUUCCUAACGUAGCGGACGGCGCGAUACGUUGUCACUGCUGGAGUUUUUGCGGUUAUAUUUGCGGCCCAAAUCCAUUUGCUGCAACUUCGACAACCACGCCAUCGUCAACUAUGACAUCGUCAACUACGCCGUCGUCAACUACGCCGUCGUCAACUACGCCAUCGUCAACCACAUCAUCAUCAACUACGCCAUCGUCAACCACAACCGCACCAUCCGAUCAUUGUCCGAUGGGACCGUACUUUUUUCCAAGGCCAACCCUGCUUUGUAUCUGCACGCCAUCUACGGGAGCGUACUCCUGCACAGUUACGCCAGCCAGGCGUUAACGAUUCCGUAAUGACUGGGUAGUAAAAAUUAUUAAUAAAGUCAGAUAAUUGGUCCUGGAUGCAUGUGAGCGUUUGUUCUACAUACAUGCAUACCGAAGUAAAAGAAAGAAUGUGAUUCUAUGAGGAAAUAUUAACGAAAAAUAUUUUAAAUGUGAAUAUUUCUGGUAAUUAAAAAAAAUAAUCUUCAAAAA
Messenger RNA from Folsomia candida, 740 nucleotides. RefSeq names its product endo-1,3(4)-beta-glucanase 1. The record is from RefSeq and is a predicted model, not a curated record. The transcript has 3 exons. Lineage: Eukaryota; Metazoa; Arthropoda; Collembola; Entomobryomorpha; Isotomidae. The coding region runs from base 79 to 549 and encodes 156 amino acids.